AUGGACGCCAAGAGGACUGCCGUCGGGCGCGCCAGCGUAACGGCGCUCGUCACCGCCUGCGUCACCGUCGUCGCCUACGCCUUGGCCACAGCGGCCGAGUACGCACUCGACCGCUACCACCUCUGCAGCCAGGCUUCCUUCCUCCUGCGCUGCGUCAGUGUGACGGCCGCCGAGUGGAGGGCCCUCUGGCUCGCCAUGCUCUGCUGCACGGUGCUCGAGGCGGCCGUGGCGGCGCUGGCGCUGCGGCUCCCAUGCCGCCGCCGCGCCCUCGCCUGCCUCCAGCUCGAGGUCACCAUGGUCCGCCACUGCAUGUGCGCCCGCGCCUUCCUCCUCCCCCUCGCCGCCGACCCGGAAUAUCUAGUCGGCACGAUCUGCAUCGGGUUCACCUUCUGCUUCGCAGCGAACGACGUCGCCAACUUCGUGCACUUUCUCCGUGGAGGUGACAACUGA
Molecule: messenger RNA, 450 nt
Organism: Triticum turgidum subsp. durum (durum wheat)
Lineage: Eukaryota; Viridiplantae; Streptophyta; Magnoliopsida; Poales; Poaceae
Source: the annotation of a GenBank genome assembly